CUGGCGACGAUCCGUCAUCGUCGCAUUCUCGAUACUCCGACGAGAAGAUAAGCUCCAGCUGAGUCGAUCUCCACACGCACACAUACAGGCACACAAGAGAGAAUCGCCGAAAUCCGAAAUCACGACACUGGCAUAACAGCGAUUGCACGCGAUACUUGACACACUACGACGCACGCACUUAAAUAAGAGACACACUUAUUACAAGACACUCGAUCGCGGCAGAUUUUCGCACGCGCGGAUUCACCUUUCGACGCGAGCGAUCGUGAGAAAUCUCGUGCGGCUCCGGCUUCCGCGGCGGUGCGAUUCCAUAACUGACCGCCAUUCGAAAUCUAUCGAAGCAGCAGGUUGCGAUACUCGAAGUAUCGAAACUUUCGAUAUGGCGAACUCGUGCAGCUCACGGGUGCAACACCGGCGGCUUUGCGUUGCUAUCAGUUAUCACGGUACGAUCACGAUAAUAAUAAUAAUUGUAUAUAUAUAUAUGACAUAUUUAGUGCAUAUAUAACGUAUGCUCGAUGGAAUACGCUUCUCACGACGCAAUUCUCCGCGUGGGAUUCACUUUUGGACGCAGGCAAUCGCGAAAAACGCGGAACGAAAUUGCAUGCGGUCCAUACGUUGCAGCGCGAUUCCGUAACUGAUAUGCCGUGACUUCGGCCGUUCGAAAUCUAUCGACUCGUGACGUCACGAUUCUCGAAGCGUCAAACACGAUCCGUGCGACACGACGAACUUCACAGCAAAUUGAGGAUUCACUGCGAAUAGCGCGAAUUUCUUCGCGGCAAUUAAUGGAAGGCUCACGAAAAGAGGUUGGAUCGGGGCAGGUUGGAAUUACGGAAUCAGCCAUUUGAAAUAUAUAUCCCGCCGUUUGAAAACAAUAGGAGAGAUCCAGAAGGAACGACGGAAGUCGAACCUUGAACUUCACGAGAAAAAGCGCGAAACUAAAUCAGUGGUUUGUCACAAUGGACAAUGAUGACAUGGUGGAUGAAAUUCUAAAGAUGCUACAUUCAGAUAAGAACUUUGUCAUAGAAAUGCCACCUGCUACAACUCGGAGACGAAUACCCAAUACAUCUCAGUUAGAUAAUGCAUCAAAUGUUCAUGACAAUAGCAAGUGUAAAAUGGGAACCGAGUAUGUCGAACAGUAUAAAAAAAAGGAAGAUGAAGACUAUUUGAAAUUGAUGAACAAUAUGAUCUUCAACAAGUGUGACGUUGUGGACAAUAUGUCGGAAGUUACUGCAGCUACGGAAGACAAAGUGUUUCAGACCAAUACUGAUCAUAUUUACCAAACGUACAACUUUGCCUAUCGGCCCAAGAUUAAUUUACCUAUUCUUGAAGUGAAGGACAAGAUCGUGUCUAUGAUCGCGAGCAAUUCGGUUGUCGUCAUUCGCGGUUCCACAGGUUGUGGCAAGACGACGCAGGUGCCUCAAUUUAUUCUCGAUGCCGAGUUUCAGAAGAAGCAGCACUGUAACAUCAUAGUUACGCAGCCGAGGCGUAUCGCCGCCCUCAGCAUCGCGAAACGUGUAAGCCACGAGAGAGAAUGGCCUGUUGGCACACUGGUAGGAUACCAAAUAGGUUUGAUCAAGAACACGUGUGCUGACACUCGCAUAACGUAUUGCACGACUGGCGUGCUCUUGCAGCUACUCGUAAGUAAGAAGCACAUGUUGGAUUAUACUCAUGUUAUACUGGACGAGGUACACGAACGCGACGAGGAUUUGGAUUUCCUACUGCUCAUAGUCAAAAGGCUACUACGCACCAACUCCCCGACGGUUAAGGUCGUAUUGAUGUCUGCGACGAUCGAUGUGGACAAAUUUGCCGAAUAUUUUUCUACGCCCAUGGAAAAUAAGCUUCUACCAGCACCCGUCAUCGAUAUACCACGCAGUAACCCGUACAACAUUUCUAUAUACUAUAUAGACGAAAUGGAAAAUUUGGGAACUAUACCUGACGUAACUCCAGAACCACGACUCACAAAAACUAUGUGCGAAUUUUGCAUACGUGUCUUGCACGUUUUUGAUAGUAUCGACAAGCCGUCCACUGAAAUAGACAACGUUGACAAAGACGAGAGGCCCGCUGUGCUGAUAUUCCUGCCAGGAAUUUACGAAAUCGAGGACUUACGCAGUACCAUGCAGUCGGAGAAACACGCGGAUGCGAAAUGGGAUAUAAUUAUUUUACACUCGCUAAUCUCGACUGAAGAUCAAGAGAAGAUUUUUAAAAAGCCACCCAAAGGUUUCCGGCGUAUCAUACUGUCAACCAAUAUCGCCGAGAGCAGCAUCACCGUGCCUAAUGCUAAGUAUGUGAUCGACUUUUGUAUGACAAAACUUCUCGUCGUCAAUUCCGAGACCAAUUACCAGCACCUCGAACUUUGCUGGGCGAGCAAGUCAAAUUGCCAGCAACGCGCCGGCCGCGCCGGUCGCGUGAUGGACAGUAGAGUAUACAGAAUGGUGCCAAAGGCAUUUUAUGAGAAAGUGCUGCGCGAUGACGUUGUUCCAGAACUCCUUAGGGCUCCGCUUGCAAAGGUAGUUCUCAAGACAAAGAUGCUAAACAUGGGCGAACCUAAGGCUAUCCUCGCUCUCUCUCUGGAUCCACCGAAUCUGAGCAAUUUACGAAAUACUAUAUUAGUACUGAAAGAAAUCGGCGCACUGUUCAACCGAAACGAGAACCCGCGGGAAUUCGACGGGGAAUUGACUCCGUUGGGUCACAUAAUGGCUUCCCUUCCCUUGGACAUACACAUGUCAAAGUUGAUCGUUCUCGGUCAUCUUUUCGGCGUUCUGCAGGACGCAAUCAUUAUCGCGGCUAGUAUGUCCGUGAGGGAAAUAUUCAACAUCGGAUUUUACGAAUCAGAAUCGAUCUAUCAACAGAAGCUGUACUGGGCUGCCAAUUCCGACAGCGACAGUAUAGCGUGCUUGAACGCGUUCAAGGUGUGGCGGAACGAGAAAGCAAGUCGCCGCAUAAACAGCCACCAACAGGAAAAGGAGUGGUCGCGACGGAAGAAUCUCCGCGUGAAGUCGCUACGCGAAAUCGACGUUCUCAUAAGGGAAAUAACGUACAAGUUGAAUCACUUUGGCAUUCGAGAGAACAUUGACGCGAAUAAGCACACUUGGGAGAGUCUUCAGGUCACUCGUACCUUCGUUCUUAAAGUUGUAAUAGCCGGUGCCUUUUAUCCCAACUACUUCGUCAAAUUCCCGCAUAACCCCGAGCAACGCAAGAAGGACGUUGAAAAGGUGCUCUGCCUGCGCAAUCCGAUGAACACCAUCAUCCUACGGGGGUGGCCAGUGAAUCAACCCGGAUCGCUGUACGCCAGGAAGUUCCAGGAAAUCUUCGGACGGCACUUGAACAUUAAAAAUUACAAAGAACACCUAACAGUGUCUUUCGACCAAUCUUCCCGCGUUUACAUCGAAUAUGAGAACAAGAAUAGUCCACCGGACGACUCCUUCUUCGUCCGGAGUUGCAUCAAGAUGCGACAGUGUGGGGUUCCGAUAGUGAUAGAUUUGAUGAACGAAACGGAGGCGAUUCAUCGGGUGAAGGAACUCGGACUCGAGAAGAAUGACGGAAAUAUAUAUUGUCAAGUACCUCCUAGCCCGGGAGAACCGCCAGAAAGACGGUACAUGUACGACAAGAAGCCGUAUCCGGAGUUACCGGAUCACCGCGAUUAUCGAACGAAAUUGUACCUUCAAGGUCCUUUCUCGCCCGUGGAGAUGCAGCUGAUUCAUCCGGUUACCGGAUCAUCCCAGGCAAUAAUUAUCGACAACAUGUCAGUGAAUUCCGUUCUACUCGAGACCUCCGUGGGCAAACGGGGAGGACUGUUAGUGGCGCAAAUUAUCAAUCAAAGUCCCGAAACGAAGCGGUUGACUUUGCGAAAUACGACCCUUCUGCCCGACACGCCUGGCCUGGCGUCACUAAUCGCUUUAAUCUUCACGCCGUAUAUGGAGUUACGGCGCAAUGUUCUGGGUACUUCUUAUGCGGGAGCUUAUUGCGGGCUAGGAUACAAUUACUCCACGGGGGAAAGCAUAUUCAAGGAACACGAUUUGGAAGUCUUAUUUGAUGUCGAGAUCACAAUGGAUGAUUUGCGAAUGAUAAACAAGUUACGCCAUUGGAUAAACGUCGCAAUGAACUUCGAAUAUGGGUCGAUGAACGAGCAUGAUGAAAAUACAGCUAAUUUGAUUGUAAAUUGUCAGAAUCAAAUCAAAGGUGCCUUCAAAGAGGUGAUAUAUAAGACCCGCAAGCCACAGGAGUCAGUUUUAAUCAGUAACUUUGACAAAUGGAAUCUAUAUGACGAAUCUCUAUUUCUCGAGCCUGCUCGAGAGACCUCGGCAAAAAGUAAAGUAUAUGGAUUACACAAAGCACUGGAAUUGAACGAAGAAAACAAGGAGCUCGAGGAGAUUGUCAAUCACGUGUUGGAAUUAGAAAUAUUGGCACACUCAGAUCCGUACGAGAUGAGUAUCAAAGCAGUUUAUUGUAAAUUGUGCCUGACGGAAGUAAGUGGCAUUAUCAACCUUCGUAUACAUCUCUGUUCAAAAGAACAUCAGACGAAGAUGCAAAUGAUAGAUACGGUUGGCGAUUUUGGAGAGGACCUACAGAAUAUAAUAGCCAAAAUGAGACUAUAA
Messenger RNA from Ooceraea biroi (clonal raider ant), 4592 nucleotides. Its product is annotated as probable ATP-dependent RNA helicase spindle-E. The record is from RefSeq and is a predicted model, not a curated record. Gene Ontology annotation, cellular component: intracellular anatomical structure. Gene Ontology annotation, molecular function: ATP binding; helicase activity; RNA binding. NCBI's taxonomy places the organism in Eukaryota, Metazoa, Arthropoda, Insecta, Hymenoptera, Formicidae.